Messenger RNA from Bolinopsis microptera, 1601 nucleotides. Its product is annotated as serine--tRNA ligase, cytoplasmic-like. The transcript is spliced from 12 exons. The coding region runs from base 72 to 1529 and encodes 485 amino acids. Gene Ontology annotation, cellular component: cytosol. Gene Ontology annotation, molecular function: tRNA binding; serine-tRNA ligase activity; ATP binding. Lineage: Eukaryota; Metazoa; Ctenophora; Tentaculata; Lobata; Bolinopsidae. Gene Ontology annotation, biological process: seryl-tRNA aminoacylation. The record is from RefSeq and is a predicted model, not a curated record.
UAGGGCCUAGGGUGGCAGUGUAUGUUAACAGGCUUCACAGAGCUUUACGAACAAACAACUCAAUAAGAACGAUGGUGCUUGAUUUAACUUUGUUCCGUAAAGAGAAGGGUGGUGAUCCUGAAAAGUUGAGGGAAUCUCAGAAGAAGAGGUUUAAAGAUGUUACCCUUGUUGACAAAGUUGUUGAGAUUGACAACAAGUGGAGAGAGGUAUCAUAUAACUGUGACCAAUACAACAAGCUUAAGAAUAUCACCAGCAAGGCUAUCGGAAAGAAAAUGAAAGCAAAAGAACCUCAGGGCGACACCAAUGAAAUAUCCGAUGAAGCCAAAAAUAACAUCUUGCAAAUGACAGCAGAAUCUAUGGAUAAAUUUACGGUGAAACAGCUAAAAACCAUCAGUAGUGAGAUAGACGCACGAAAGAAGUCUGACGCAGCACAGGUGUCUAAGCUAGAAGAAGAGAGGUUAGCAUACUUGCGGCAAGUUGGAAAUUUGUUGCAUCCUUCAGUGGUCAUUCACGACGAUGAAGCCAAUAAUGAGAUUGUGAGAACAUCCGGCGACAUCGAGACAAGGAAGAAGUACUCGCAUGUUGACUUGAUUCACAUGAUCGGAGGAGCUGAUCUAGAUAGAGGAGCCACUGUUGCCGGCAGCAGAGGAUACUUCUUGACUGGACCAGGAGUGCACUUGAAUCUAGCCCUGAUCCACUAUGCUACAAGCAUGCUUGCUGGUAAAGAUUACACUCUUCUGCAAACACCUUUCUUUAUGAGGAAGGAUGCUAUGAACCAGGUGGCCCAGCUGACCCAAUUUGACGAUGAGCUGUACAAAGUAGUAGGAAAACGUAGUGAGGACGAGAAAGACGGAGAGCUGGAAGAGAAAUACCUGAUAGCCACCAGUGAGCAACCUAUCGCUGCGUUCCACAUGAACGAGUGGCUAAACGAGAAGGAGCUGCCGAAAAAGUACGGUGGUUUCUCAACGUGCUUCCGACAAGAAGUGGGCUCCCACGGUCGAGACACACGUGGUAUUUUCCGAGUGCAUCAGUUCGAAAAGAUAGAACAGUUCUGCAUAACCAGCCCGGAGACCAGCUGGGAGAUGUUCGAUGCGAUGAUCGGUAAUGCGGAGGAGUUCUGUACUAGCCUGGGACUGGCUUACCAGGUCGUCAAUAUUGUCAGCGGAGAGUUGAACCUGGCGGCGAGCAAGAAAUUAGAUCUGGAGGCGUGGUUCCCCGGAGGUGGUGCUUUUAGAGAGUUGGUCAGUACUUCCAACUGUACUGACUACCAGAGCAGGAGGCUGAAAGUAAGAUACGGCCAAACCAAGAAGAUGGGAGAAAGUGCUCAGUUUGUGCACAUGUUAAACGGAACUCUGUGCGCAACAACACGUGUAAUCUGCUGCCUGCUGGAAACUCACCAAACUGAGGACGGUGUGAACGUGCCAGAGCCGCUACAGAUGUACAUGCCACCAAAGUACAAGACCUUCAUUCCUUUCGUCAACAAGGCCCCAAUCGAUACUAUCCAGGAGAAGAAGAAAAAAGGAAAAUAAACUGAGAUUUAUUAGGAGUUGAGUUUUAUCUGCUUUUUGCGCAUUUUUAGAGAUGCUUUUAUUUGAUCCUCA